ACGAGAUACUGAAUGUGCGCAUGCGUGGUAACAUAGAAGCCCACGAAGUGCAUACCAAGACCCUCCCGCAUGCUUGGGUGGCAUGGCUGCAGCUACUUGCCUGCUUGGAAGCUGGCCACCGCAUCCUUAUCUCUCCGCCGAGGCAUGGCGACAGUGUACCUUCUGCUCCAGGAAGCUGUAUCACUCUUGACUGAGCUUGGCAUCGUGCAUCGUGCUGGGCUGGACCACGCCUCGGUACCAUAGGCCUCUCAGCAUACUUAUCUCUGGUGUGGUAUGUAAUGUGGGUUUCUUGUCAUUGCUUUUUGUUGGUAAAUACUACCUCCCUUCACCUGCUUUCGCGCUGACGCUCUGCCUGCUAUACUUUUACUCCUUCCAAGUUCGUUGCCAUGGCGGAGUCAUACCAAACGGAGAAGAAGGGCAAGCUUAACGAUGGCGGCCACGAUCUCGACUUCGAAACCGUUCCUGUGCCGGCCUUCAGUGAUGAUGAGCCGGUCGAGUUUGAGGAAAAGCAGGAGCUGAGGCGCGGUCUUCACCAACGCCACAUCCAGAUGAUUUCCCUUGCUGGUACCAUUGGCACAGGUUUGUUUCUCGGCAGCGGCAAGGCCAUCGCUCGAGGUGGACCCCUUGGUGCACUGCUCGGUUAUAUCUUCGUUGGCAUCCUGGUCACUGGGCCAGUCCUUAGCAUUGCAGAAAUGAGCGCGCUGGUGCCACUUAGUGGUGGUGUCAUAAGGCACGCGGAGUACUUCGUCGACCCGGCAUUGGCAUUCGCGAACGGAUGGAAUACGGUGUACAACUACAUGAUGAGCAUUCCCGCCGAGAUAGUUGCUGCUGCGGUCAUUGUCGACUUCUGGUCCAGCAUAAACAACGGUGCUUGGAUUACAAUCUUCGGCGUCUUAGUCAUUGCAAGCAAUAUCUUCCUGGUACGAAUCUAUGGCGAGCUGGAGUUCUCGUUCGCUAUCCUCAAGAUCAUGCUCGUGGUAGGAUUGAAUCUUAUGGCACUGGUGUUGGUAUGUGGCGGAGGCCCAGACCACCAUGCGUAUGGCUUCCAGUACUGGCGGAACCCCGGCCCACUCGUGCAGUACCUGGGUAUCGCCGGCGGUCUCGGUCGUUUCCUCGGCUUCUGGACGACGUUCAGUAACGCUUCUUAUGCAUACCUCGGUGUUGAGACCAUAUCCGUCGCUGCCGCCGAGACCAAGUCCCCUCGCCGCAACAUUCCACUUGCGGCAAAGCGCAUCUUUUGGAGAGUUCUGCUCUUCUACGUUAUUUCGAUUUUCUUCGUUGGGAUGUUGGUUCCAUCGAAUGACCCGGACUUGCUCUCAGGAAGCGGAACGGCUCACUCACCUUUCGUGCUCGCUGCCUCACGCGCAGGUGUGAAAGUUGUACCGAGCAUCAUCAAUGCUGUCGUCCUGACUUCGGCGUGGAGCGCUGGCAACUCCGGGAUGUUACUUGGCUCCCGGACACUGUUCGGUCUGGCGCGGGAGGGCCGAGCACCCAAGAUCUUUGCCAGAGUGAGCCGCUUCGGCAUCCCGUAUGUCGCAGUCAUUUGGUUCAGCUUGUUCAUCUGUCUGGGCUAUAUGACUCUUUCCAACGGCGCGGCUACCGUUUUCGGCUGGCUUCAGGACUUGGUCGCUGUAGCUGGUAUGAUCAAUUGGACCAUCAUCUGCCUGGUCUACCUUCGGUUUUAUUAUGCGAUGAAGAAACAAGGCAUCCCACGCUCUCGUCUUCCGUGGAAGGCACCGUUCCAACCGUACAUUGCAUGGCUUGGAGUCAUUGCUUUCCCCCUCCUGGUCCUCACCGGAGGAUACACCACCUUCAUCCACAACCACUGGGACAAUGAGACUUUUGUGUCUUCUUACAUCGACAUUCCAAUCGUGUUGCUGCUGUACUUUGGCUACAAAGUCGUGACUAAGAGCAAGAUUGUGCCGCUGGCUGAAGUGCCAAUCAUGAAAUACAUAGAGAUUGCAGAGCAGAACCCGGAACCGCUGGAGCCACCAAAGAAGAAGUGGAAGAUGUUCAACUUGUUGUGGGAGUAGGUGCGGUGACAGGAGUACAUGCAGAAGGGCGCAGACAAGUGCAACGUUUAGUCAGCGGGGGUGGGUUUGUCUUCUCGCCGAGGCGUAUCCCAGUAGAGGGCCGUCUGCACAAUACAAGUGCGAUUUGGCUGCGAAUUC
Molecule: messenger RNA, 2171 nt
Organism: Baudoinia panamericana UAMH 10762
Lineage: Eukaryota; Fungi; Ascomycota; Dothideomycetes; Mycosphaerellales; Teratosphaeriaceae
Exons: 5
Coding region: 387-2033 (548 amino acids)
Biological process (GO): amino acid transmembrane transport
Cellular component (GO): membrane
Molecular function (GO): amino acid transmembrane transporter activity
Source: RefSeq, a predicted model, not a curated record